Messenger RNA from Misgurnus anguillicaudatus (oriental weatherfish), 2191 nucleotides. RefSeq lists its product as uncharacterized. The record is from RefSeq and is a predicted model, not a curated record. NCBI's taxonomy places the organism in Eukaryota, Metazoa, Chordata, Actinopteri, Cypriniformes, Cobitidae. Gene Ontology annotation, cellular component: nucleoplasm.
UUGACUAGAAGGGAGUCAGCAAACGCCGAAAUCUCGCGAGAUGUUGGUGUUUAGGCUAAGGUUUAGGAUAAAAACAGCGGUUCUUGCUAAAUGGGGAUGCAGCUAUGCUCUAAAUUCCGUGAAUUGCUUUGUUUGAGGGUUUUGUUUUGGGGCAGGAUUAUGAUGAAAACAGCGCUUAUACCGUGAGAUUUCACGAGAUUUUGUCGUUUGCUGUAUCCCUUCUAGGUACAACUCUUGCGAUUGUUGUCCUGCCUAUUUCCGGUGCAAUUUGAACCGCUUUCAAUCAUGCGGGUUGGCUUAAACAUAAUUCAUACUUUAAGCAACAUUAAACUUUAUGGAAUUGCACCUUCUUUAGAAGUGUUUACUUGUUGGGAUAACACUAGGGAUAUACAAGAUACACCAGAGCUCCACGUGGCUUUUAGAGGUGGAAUUUCGAUACUGAAAAUCCAAACUAUGUCAUCAGUCGACGAGGACGAUGAGGUGGCGCCAACCGCGCCAUUAACCAUCGUUACGCGCCAAGCAGAUAAAGGAUAUGUGGAUUUGACGAGGAUGGAUGAGAAAAGAACUGCAACGCGGAGUGGUAGGGCAAUUACCAAAAAACCCCGCAAAUACAGCUCAAAUGAAUAUGUUCUGUGUGCUCGGAAGAAUGUUCAGACUGAAAAUCCGGCAAGCUCAUCAGCAGAACCUCAGCCUGGAGUACAUCAAACCACUGAAACUGAAGGUGCACCAACAUUACAGAUCGCACUUGACAGAGCAAAACAGACAAUUGACAUUCAAAAGCAGAAGAUUGUUCACCUUCAAGAUAAGGUUGACUUGCUGACAGAAGACAAACAUUUCCUCAAAUCAAGGUUGGAGGAUGCACUAAUUCUGAGGCGUGAAGCAGUUAAUUCUCCAGGCCAGCCCCUGACUGCACCGUCAUCCACCAUUGUUGCAUCACAGGGGAAUGGGUCCAGCAGUGAAUCUUCUGAUUCCUCAGACUCUUCAGAUUCAUCCGAUUCUGAACCUAGAGGAAAGAAAAAGAAAAAGGAUAAAAAGCAUAAAAACAAGAAGAAAUCCAAGAAAAUGAGGGUUGAUUUCAGGAGAGUUAAAACUCCUGAAGACUCCAUCAGACGGUACCAUCAAGUGCUGCAGUUGGUUAAAGGUGGCUUCAGUAAAGCUGAAGCUUACAACAAAACACAUGUUGACAGGAAUACCAUUGUCGCUCAAGCCCCUAUUGCAGAGUUGGCAACUGCAAAUCCUGAGCAAUACAAAGCUUUAAGAGCAACCUUUAAAAAGGGAGAAAGCAUCCAAAAAUUUUCUGACCUCUGUCGUACAAGUUGCCUGGCUCAGCCCAACGUAGACAUGAUAAAAAAAUUGAAAGAGAGUAGUGGCCUUCUUGAUAUCUCCAAGAAGUAAGAUAUGUACCCGUAGGUGCAGUACGCAAAUCAGGGAAUGUUUGUUACAAUGAGAGGUUACUGGUUGAAGUGUUGGUUAUAGUGAACCUCAUAGCAGUGUUCUUUAAUCGCAGUUUUGUAUACUGUUUAUUUCUUUUAUUUCUCAACUGUUAAGUAGUUUUGUUUUAAGUAAAGUAAAUUCAAGUACAUUUUAGCAUCUUGAUUUUAGAUGUCGUGUAUCUUAUUUCUCGGAUUUUAAGGAGUGUUUUAAAAUCAGAUUUUUGUUUUAUGUUUAGCAUUGAUGUAAGAUGCAGCAUACCUUACAUUUAAAAAGCUUUGUUAAAUUAAAGCUCCAUUAUUUAUUUAUUUUAUUCUGUGCUGCUGAACCUGUUUGUCAAAGUAUUCAUUUUGUGCUGGUUCAUAAUAAAAACCACUUUGGUGGAUGUUAGUUGGGAUUUUACUUUUUUUUACUAACUCAUCAUUAACUUCUCAUAAAAUAACAUAAAUUCAUGAUUUGUUAAUGUGUCAUCAUGUCAUGACUUUACUUGGGGAGGCACAUAAUUACUAACUCAUCAUUAACUACUAGUAAAAUAACAUAAAUUCAUGAUUUGUAAAUGUGUCAUCAUGUCAUGACUUUACUUGGGGAGGCACAUCAUUACUAACUCAUCAUUAACUACUAGUAAAAUAACAUAAAUUCAUGAUUUGUUAAUGUGUCAUCAUGUCAUGACUUUACUUGGGGAGGCACAUCAUUACUAACUCAUCAUUAACUACUAGUAAAAUAACAUAAAUUCAUGAUUUGUUAAUGUGUCAUCAUGUCA